Nerophis ophidion (straightnose pipefish) is the source of this 5495-nucleotide messenger RNA. RefSeq names its product G protein-activated inward rectifier potassium channel 1-like. Gene Ontology annotation, cellular component: plasma membrane. The coding region runs from base 101 to 1651 and encodes 516 amino acids. Gene Ontology annotation, molecular function: G-protein activated inward rectifier potassium channel activity. Lineage: Eukaryota; Metazoa; Chordata; Actinopteri; Syngnathiformes; Syngnathidae. The transcript has 3 exons. The record is from RefSeq and is a predicted model, not a curated record. Gene Ontology annotation, biological process: potassium ion import across plasma membrane; regulation of monoatomic ion transmembrane transport.
UUGCUUGAAGAAGCGGACUGCUGUCUUCAAGUAUUGACUGUAAAGUUGAACAAAACAAAAAAAAAAAAAAAACCCAACAACAACGGUAUUAUCGUGCACCAUGUCAGCCUUACGGAGGAAAUUCGGCGAGGACUACCAGGUGGUGAACACCGACCGGGGCGCGACUUUCUGCGCGCCGGCCAAAAGGAAGCGGCAGCGCUUCGUGGAGAAAAACGGCCGCUGCAACGUGCAACACGGCAACCUGGGCGGCGAGACCAGCCGCUACAUCUCCGACCUCUUCACCACGCUGGUGGACCUAAAGUGGCGCUGGAACCUUCUGAUUUUCAUCCUCACCUACACGGUGGCGUGGCUGGUGAUGGCCUCCAUGUGGUGGCUCAUCGCUUACAUCCGCGGCGACCUGAGCCGCGGCGGCCACGACGCGUCCUACACGCCCUGCGUGGCCAACGUCUACAACUUUCCCUCUGCUUUCCUCUUCUUCAUCGAGACGGAGGCCACCAUCGGGUACGGCUACCGCUACAUCACGGAGAAGUGUCCCGAGGGCAUCCUCCUCUUCCUCUUCCAGUCGCUGCUGGGCUCCAUCGUGGACGCCUUCCUCAUCGGCUGCAUGUUCAUCAAGAUGUCGCAGCCCAAGAAGCGCGCCGAGACGCUCAUGUUCAGCCAGGACGCCGUCGUCUCGCAGCGGGACGGCAAGCUGUGCCUCAUGUUCCGGGUGGGCAACCUGAGGAACAGCCACAUGGUGUCGGCGCAGAUCCGGUGCAAAGUCAUUAAGUCACGGCAGACCCCGGAAGGCGAGUUCCUGCCUCUGGACCAGUGCGAGCUGGACGUGGGCUUCGGCACCGGGGCGGACCAACUCUUCCUGGUGUCGCCGCUCACCAUCUGCCACGAGAUCAACAGCAGGAGCCCCUUCUUCGACCUGUCGCAACGUUCGCUUGUGAACGAGCAGUUCGAGAUCGUGGUCAUCCUGGAAGGCAUCGUUGAGACCACAGGUAUGACAUGCCAGGCCCGGACGUCGUACACGGAAGACGAAGUCCUGUGGGGACAUCGUUUCCUUCCUGUCAUGUCGCUGGAGGAGGGCUUCUUCAGGGUGGACUACUCUCAGUUUCACAACACCUUUGAGGUGCCAACGCCUCCGUACAGCGUCAAAGAGCAGGAGGAGAAGUCAUCGCUGACGGCAUCUAACCAUCUCCCCGUGGCUCCUGCGUCGUCCUCCCCGCCGGCGGGUAACUGCGGACGAGGAAGCCGCCGGGGGAGGCUCCUUUCGGCGGACCACGCCGAUCACGCGGAAGACCAGGCCGCCAAGCUGCCCAGCAAACUGCAACGCAUGAGCUCCACCAGGGAGGAGCAACUGUGGCGGGGGGGGAAAUCAGGGGUGGCCCUGCCCGGCGGGAAGGCCUCCAGCACGGGCGACCUGCCGCUCAGCAUCCAGAGGCUGAGGUCCGGCUCCAUCCCCGCCGCUCGUCAGGGAGGACGCCAGGAGGAGCAGGUCCAGCUCCUGUCCUUGGAUGGGGACGCUGAGGAGGCAGACGUGGAUAAGCACAGACCGCCGUCGGCCAUCAGCACCAUCACCACCCAGAACCCGAGUUCCUUUGCCGGGGGGCGGCUGGAAGACAACUUGCCUGCCAAACUGCGCAGGAUGAACGCCGACCGCUAACGCUAAGGACCAAACCUGAGACUUUAUGGGCAUUCUGAAACAAUGAAAUACUGUGAUGUCACAACAUUUAACUGCAGGUUUUAUUUGCUUUUAGAAAGUCAAGAAGCCCUUCGCCCACACAUACCGCAAGUGGUUUUGAUAGCUCGCCAUCUGUCCUUCAACAUUUUCAUUUCCAUUCACACACUUUCUUACGAGAUUACAUAGACUGUCAGUAAACAAAGCACCAAAGUGGGGCUGAUGCCGACUGAUUGUUUGCUAACCCUUCUUUUCUCUGCUUGGUUCGCCUUGGAAGGUCAAAUUACUUUGUGGAAUUCAGGAUCAAGUACGAUAAAGGGGUCUAAAACCACAAUCAAAGAUAUAUAAGCCUGUUUGUCCGCUUAAGGAGCACCCUUAAGGCAGUGUUUUUCAACCCUUUUUGAGCCAAGGUACAUUUUUUGCGUGGAAAAAAUCCUGAGGCACACCACCGGCAGAAAUCAUCAAAAAACGAAACUCAGUUGACAGUGAAAGAUCGUUGUCGCAAUUUUUGGAUAUGACUUUAAACCAUAACCAAGCAUGCAUCGCUUAAGCUCCUGUCUCAAAAUACUUAUUAUUAUUAUUACAUUAUUUUGACUUUAUUGCUGUUUUCCUCUGUGUAGUGUUUUAGUUCUUGUCUUGCACUCCUAUUUUGGUGUCUUUUUCUCUCUUUUUUUUUGGUAUUUUCAUGUUGCAGUUUCAUGUCUUCCUUUGAGCGAUAUUUCUCGCAUCUACUUUGUUUUCGCAAUCAAGAAUAUUCCAGUGUUUUUUUAAUCCUUCUUUGUGGGGACAUUGUUGAUUUUCAUGCCAUGUUCGGAUGUACAUUGUGGACCACGUCUUUGCUCCACAGUAAGUCUUUGCCCUCCUCCAGCAUUUUGUUUUUUGUUUUACUUUGUAGCCAGUUCAGUUUUAGUUUCGUUCUGCAUGGCCUUCCCUAAGUUUCAAUGCCUUUUCUUAGGGCUACUCACCUUUUGUUUAUUUUUGGAUUAAGCAUUAGCCACCUUUUUACCUGCACACCGCCUCCCGCUGUUCCCGACAUCUUCAAAAGCAAUUAGCUACCGGCUGCCACCUACUGAUAUGGAAGAGUAUUACAUGGUUACUCUACCAAGCUCCAGACAGCACCGACACUCAACAACAACACAUAAUUUGCAGACUAUAAUUACUGGGUUGCAAAAAAUAUUUUGAACCCAAAUAGGUGAAAUUAGAUAAUCUCCCAUGGCACACUAGACUGUAUCUCACGGCACACUAGUGUUGAAAAACACUGCCUUAAGGUAAGAAAUAGCUCGUCCCUGGUUGGUACUCUCAAAGGUAUUUGGAGUUGUUUAGGUUCUGGAAAUCUUAAGAAUCCAAAACAGGGUCCCGUUAUGCAUGAAGAAACAGAUGUAUAAUGUAAUUUAAUCAAUCAAUCAAUCAAUCAAUGUUUACUUAUAUAGCCCUAAAUCACUAGUGUCUCAAAGGGCUGCACAAACCACCACGACAUCCUCGGUAGGCCCACAUAAGGGCAAGGAAAACUCACACCCAGUGGGACAUCGGUGACAAUAAUGACCCAGUGGGACGUCGGUGACAAUGAUUACUAUGAGAACCUUGGAGAGGAGGAAAGCAAUGGAUGUCAAGCGGGUCUAACAUGAUACUGUGAUAGUUCAAUCCACAAUGGAUCCAACACAGUCGCGAGAGUCCAGUCCAAAGCGGAUCCAACACAGCAGCGAGAGUCCCGUUCACAGCGGAGCCAGCAGGAAACCAUCCCAAGCGGAGGCGGAUCAGCAGCGCAGAGAUGUCCCCAGCCGAUACACAGGCAAGCAGUACAUGGCCACCGGAUCGGACCAGACCCCCUCCACAAGGGAGAGUGGGACAUAGAAGAAAAAGAAAAGAAACGGCAGAUCAACUGGUCUAAAAAGGGAGUCUAUUUAAAGGCUAGAGUAUACAAAUGAGUUUUAAGGUGAGACUUAAUGAAUACAAGGGCUCUCCAUAUGAAGUUCUCAGUCGCUUCCUGCUCCAUCACCGACAAUAAUAUAUUGCCAGAUUUCACCUUAUAGUCCUUAGCAGCUCUUGUGAUGCACAGCAUUAGUGGUGCUUGUCUUUUUGGGCCCAGGCACUGGGUUCAAACCCUGGACGGAGUUGAGGUAUGGCAAUGUUUAUAUGUUUUAAGACUGUUGAAAUUGCCAUAUCGCACAAAAACAUUUUUAACAACUAACCCGUUUUAGUACAAAACAUGCAUCAAGUUAAAUUCAUGUUUGAUUCCAAAGUAUAAAACCAUUUUUUUUUAGCCUGAUAUGACAUGUGGGUGGUACAAGACACUACUGUAUAUGAAAUGUUCUCAAUUUUUCAUGAUGUUGUACCAGUAUCAUGAGUCCCUUUAGAAGCAUCAAACUCAUUUAGCGUUCUAAAAAGAACCCCCCACCCCUACAAAAAAAUAAAAAAGGCUUUGCUACACAUCUUAAAGCAGUGGUUCUUAACCUUGUUGGAGGUACCGAACCCCGCCAGUUUCAUAUGCGCAUUCACCGAACCCUUCUUUAGUGAAAAAUAAAAUGUUUUUUUCUUAUUUUAAUGAUGUUACUAUAUUAAAUAAAUACUAAUAAAGAUAUAUUUUACAAACAGAAAGUUACAGGAAUGUACACAUGAUCCCAUGUUUACAUCUCAUUGUGCAACACGUGAAUGUUUUAGUAGUACCAAAAUGCGAUAUCGGAAAGGGGUACAAAUUAUUUCCAACCCCACCUUGUACAGAGCUCAUGAAAAACAAUGGGUUUUUUUGGCAUUGUAAGUGUGCUAAAACACUUGUAUUAGAAAAUAAUCUCAUGGAAAUGAUUACUGUCAUUUGGUUACAAUAAUAAAACAUUGAACUUGUUAUUUAGUCAGGUAUGGACAGAGGCUCUGUCAAACCCCUGAGGCCAACUGACCGAACCCCUAGGGUUCGAUCGAACCCAGGUUAAGAAUCACUGUCUUAAAGCCAGAAGCCACCAGUCAGCUACAGACGACAGAGUCGUGAGUUUUACUAUCUUAUUUUAUUUUUUUAGGCGAACCGAGCAUGACGUGGCUGUUAAAACGAACAAAAAAAGAGGAUAAAGCCUACUUGGAGACAGCUCAUGAGGAGUUCAAGUACCUUGUGGUCUUGUUCACGAGUGAGGGAUGAGUGGAUCGUGAGAUGGACAGGUGGAUCGGUGCAGGGUCUGCAUUGGUCCGUUGUAGUGGAAAAGGAGCUGAGCCGGAAGGCAAAGCUCUCAAUUUACCAGUUGAUCUUCGGUCCCAUCCUCACCUAUGGUCAUGAGUUUUGGGUUAUGACGGAAAGGAGAAGAUCACGGGUAGAGGCGGUCGAAAUGAGUUUCUUCCUUCGGGUGGCGGGGCUCUCCCUUAGAGAUAGGGUGAGAAACUCUGUAAAGCCGCUGCUCCUCCACAUCGAGACAAGCGAGAUGAGUUGGUUUGGGCAUCUGGUCAGAACUCCACCCAUACGCCUCCCUGGGGAGUUGUUUAGGGUGUGUCCGACCGGUAGGAGACCAAGGGGGAGAGUCUAUGUCUCACAGCUGGCCGGGGAACACCUUGAGAUCCCCCGGGAAGAGCUAGACUAAGUAGCUGGGGAGAGGGAAGUCUGGUCUUCUCUGCUUAGGCUGCUGCCCCCGCAACCCCACUUUGGAUAAGCAUAAGAAUAUGAACAGACACACAAAACAGUAUGUUCACAAUACCCUAUUCAACUUCCAGCAUCGAGGCUACAUUUCGGCCCUCAAAUACCUCACUGUGAGACUUAUUUAACACUGGUUAAUUACAACAAACUCAAUAAUAUUCAUACAAAUAUGGAAGACAUUGGAAGGGUUAGCAAGCUGGCAGUUUGACUGAAGAGAAU